UGCGUGCACCAGCGGGUCCUCCAGCAUCACGUCCUCUGAAGAAUCUAAAAAUGUCUGGCCAUCGUGACGAGAUCGCAUCAGCCGGCGGGAGUCAGGGAUCCCCGGAGAGAGGUCGGAGGGAAGACGCUCACACGCCGGGGGAUCAGAGGAGCCUUCUCAUCGGAGGGCGCGGAACUUCGAAAUCCGCCGCAAAAUACAUGGGGAGCUUUCCGACGGACGAGCGGGAGGCCAGGAUGCUCUCCUCGACCGGUAACUGCGGGGGGGACUGCGUAAGUGAGCUCCGGAACCGUCACCGGGAGGCCUUCCAUCUCAAGGGUCGUCUGCCCCCGAAGAGAUACGAUUCAGGGCCCAGGGUCGGAGGGGAGGGCGGUGGGAAUCGCGCCGACGUCGGGACCAGAGAGGAGGCCGGUGCUCGGACGUCAGUUCCUGGACGUCAAAAUGGCACUGGAGAAGUCAACAGAGGGAGAACUCGAAGAAAAAGUUUGGGCGACGGCGAGGAGAGCGACGACGCGGAAGAAGAAAAGGGCGACGAGAGGGAAAAUAUCGGCGAUGGAAGAAAUGGUCGUGGAUCGAAGGUUACGUCAUCAGAGGACCCAUUCGAAGCCGGUCCUGGAAGAGACGCGAAGACGCCGUACAUCGACCGUGAAGGAGGGUUCCCGAAGGAGGGAUUUAGCGAGGGCUUUGGGGGGUCGGGUCAUUAUGUCAUCAGCGACCAUGAAAGUGGCUUUGACUUUAACGAUCCGACUGGGUACAACAACCACGGAUUUCCGGACACCCACAUUCAAUACGGACCCCACGGCGUCCCCGACCCUUCACUUAACACGGGCUACCAUCCUCGAGGCCCCCCCGGCUCAGAGGACCCGCACUUCGACCACCCGGAGCACUUCGAGUACCCUCAGGGCCCGCUGGAAAACCCUUUCGGCGCGACCCACCUCCCUCACUACCCUGACCUGGACCCGCCCUUCGGCCCAAUUCGCUACCCUGACGCUCACGCUCCCCUAGGGCCGCCCUUUGACGGCAACGGGGGUUUUGGUGACGUGGAGACUUCACCCACAGGGGCGCCCGGGGAAAGCGUCCAGGACCACCAUGGCACGUUCUUGACAUCUUACAUCACCCUUGACAACACCACGAAGACGAAGAUGAUCUGCGGAGGAAAAAUCUCCAAGAAUUACCGCGAUGUGCAGUGCCUCCCCGAACCCGAUGCCUUCAACCCGUGCGAGGAUAUCAUGGGGAAUUUGGGACUCCGCGUGGCCGUGUGGCUGGUGGUUGUCACUGCGGUCUUCGGUAAUCUAGCGGUGAUGGUAGUACUAAUGAGUACGAGAUUUAAAAUGACCGUUUCCAAGUUCCUGAUGUGUAACUUGGCCGUCGCCGAUCUGUGUAUGGGAAUAUACCUGCUUCUUAUCGCCGCAAUGGAUCUGCAUACUAUAGGCGUCUAUUUCAACUACGCUAUCGAUUGGCAAAAUGCAUAUGCCUGCCCAUGGAGACUCAGGAUGUGGCGGACCAAGCGUACCUCCUCAUGCUGCUCACCACCAACGGCCUGGCUUUCGUUCUCAUCUGCGUCUGCUACUCCAAGAUGUACUGCUCCAUCGCGGGCAACAACCUGGCUGCCAACACCUCGGACACGACGGUGGCGAAGCGCAUGGCUCUGCUGGUCUUCACGGACUUUGCCUGCUGGGCCCCUAUCGCCUUCUUCGGCCUGACGGCGGUGCUGGGCUUCCCCCUCAUCAGUGUCACCCAUGCCAAGUUCCUGCUGGUGUUCUUCUACCCGCUCAAUUCCUGCGCCAACCCGUACCUGUAUGCCAUUCUCACCAAGCAGUAUCGCCGCGACCUCUUCAUCCUGCUGGCCCGCUACGGCUUCUGCACCAAGCGCGCCAUCAAGUACAAGGGCGCCUACUCCACCAACACGUGGCUCAACCACAACAACGUCUGCGUCAGCGGGGGCGCCGGCGGGAGUGGCGGCCCAAGUCGCAGGAUCUCCACCCUGACGCAGAUAACCACGUGUGGGGACGUGAGAAGUCGCCUGAGAGACGGCUCCGAGGAGAGCCUGGGGCGCCCUCUGUCGCCCAUCCGCGUCAGAAGCAUUUCGGCGGAGCUGACGGUGCCGUGCGCCACGGCGCUCGGGGCAAAUGAUCGCCGUUCGUCCGACGUCGGCCGAAGACUGCAGCCCGUGGCGGAGUUACGCGACGGACAGUCGCCGACGAAAACCAGCUCCGGACCCACAGGAGGCUCGCCGCACCCGAUAAAGAACUGCCACGCCCGCACUAGUUUCACACCGGAGCAGGAGGCGCUGCUGCUGCGGUACGCGUCGAAUCGACAGCCGCUGGCGAAGGGCAGCCGCUCCCGACGCCAGACGGAGGCAGACAAAGACGAAAUCGUCCCUCUGUCCACCUACACGCCCAGCACGCCGGACACCCUCACGACCCCGGUCUCGCCCCAGAGGGAGAGGCCCGUGUAGUCCCGCCGGACGAGCCUUCAGUUGAUUUUUAUGAUUCAUUUACGGACCGAAUCCUAAUGGUAUUUAAAUCUUCAUUAUGAAAACUUUGACUAUGACGGGACAUCAAAGCAUAUGAAAAACAAAUUGAAAAUAAUAUUUGAUUCGAUUCCGUAUCGGGAAACCAAUCACUAUAAAAAAAGAGGAAAAAUAGAGUAAAAUAAAUUCUACAGAUAUCAGUACUGUAUAGACCUGCAUAGAAAAAAAAAAAAAACUCUAUUAAAGGAUGAAAUAACAGACAAGAAGAAAUAUAACCUUUAGGUUAAUGUGUACACAAACGAUAGAGAGGAACGGUAUUCCGUUUGCAUUAAGUAUGUGUGUGUGUGUGUGUGUGUGUGUGUGUGUGUGUGUGUGUGUGUGUGUGUGUGUGUGUGUGUGUGUGUGUGUGUGUGUGUGUGUGUGUGUGUGUGUGUGUGAAGAAUUCAUUCAUAUGUAGAUUACCAUCCGUGAAAAUUCAGACUUUUGUAGCUCGUGACAUAGAUCCUGUGGCAAGCAAAGGGUUGCUUUCAGCUUCUUAAUCUGUCAGUUUGAAUGCUGAUCUGUUCAUCCAUUGGUGGCUUCAAUGGACUCAUUUUCCGAUCCUUUCAUGGUGUGUAAUCGGCGAAAUCGGUUCCAGAUUACAUCACAGGGGAAAUCGUGCGGGUCUGUCCUUCCGAAAUGUGAGCUUCGUAACAAACCGAUCUGUAUCGAAACCGGAAUAGAAGUCUUCCAAACAAACACACACAAAAAAAGCAAUUUAGUAAAGAAAUAGAAAUAACAAAAACAAUAAAACACACAGACGAAUUGAGCUCGUUUAGAUAGAUUAGUUUUAAUGUUUCAUAAUUGUUUUUCAUAAUUAUUUUUUAAAUUCAUGUCUGACUAAUCAAUUAAUAUUUCCUUAUGUAACGUCCUAGCACUCAGUUCAUCAUCACGGGUUUUUGACGAGGAUUUUACAUAGUCAUCAUGUCAGUAACACUCGACCGUACUAUAAAACCGCAGAGUUUUACUGUAAGUGAAAAUAGAUACCAUAAUACAUCACGCAAAUACACCAAUACCAGAGGUGGAUUUUCCUGCGCCAGAGUAUCCGUGCAUAAUUUAUCAUGUGGAAAUGGACGUAAACCAUAUAGUUUUUGUAUGUAAACGACGUGUGCGACGCAUGCGAACACGUAAAUAUACAGCAUUUGAUAUUUAUGCAGAUAAUCGGACAGCACAUUCGUCUAGAGAACAGGAUCAUAUAUCACUAACUCCAGCGAGGCAGUGUCGUGGUUUAGGCAUCAUGUGUAGUAAAUUCAGUGCGUAAAUCUGUUUGCUUACUAGAUGAAAGACAACAGAAUAAACAUUCAGUAAACAAGAAACACCUACAGUGCACAAGUGUCGAUGUAAAGAUGCAUUCGCUGAUCCUUAUACAUGAUAAAUGUGAAAUAAAAGUAGUGUUAUUUCACAAGAUGUAAUAAACUAUCGCGGCAGAGCCAUGAUAGUUUGCACACACUCAUAUACACAUGCACAAACAUACACCGCCAAGCACACGUAUGUAUAUUUUUAUGUAUGUCUACAUACA
Penaeus monodon (black tiger shrimp) is the source of this 4028-nucleotide messenger RNA. RefSeq lists its product as uncharacterized. Gene Ontology annotation, cellular component: membrane. Gene Ontology annotation, biological process: G protein-coupled receptor signaling pathway. NCBI's taxonomy places the organism in Eukaryota, Metazoa, Arthropoda, Malacostraca, Decapoda, Penaeidae. The record is from RefSeq and is a predicted model, not a curated record. Gene Ontology annotation, molecular function: G protein-coupled receptor activity; protein-hormone receptor activity.